AUGGAGAGCUAUGGCUCGUCACGCGGGAUGGAUCCUGCAUUCUCUCAGCGGUCUGCCCAGGGGCAAGACCGCAUCUGGUUUUGGCGAUGGCACUACCGGGCCGUCACAGUCCAGCGCCUCUUCGACGAGAUGAUCGGUUGCUGGCUUGACAAGAACUGCGGAGAAGGGGAGCUAGAAGAGGACACCCUGGCGCAGGGCUGGUGGCAGUCCAUGAUCAAGCACAUCCCAUCGCUGCGGAGGGCAACAGCCACCUCCCCAGACUGGGCAGGCCCGGGCGCUCUGACGAAGGACGCCCUGCGGAGAGUGCUCCGCACCCUGUUCACCUGGCUGGCCUGGGUGCACGAGGACGUGGGGCACUCUGCCGCGGCGUACGUGUACAACCCGGUCCACACGCCGAUGUGCGUCCCAGAGGACGGCGAGGGCGUGCCGAUCCACUCGUUCGUGUUCAACGCCCUGGCCUACCGAGGCUUUGUGUUCCUGGAGCGCGCGAAGCUUCUGGACGAGCCCCCCAGCUUCUGGUUUGGCGGCCAGGGGGACAACCAGUGUUUCGCGGACUUCCAGGAUGCCUUGCGGGAGCUUGGGCGCUCGGACCCAGCAUUCUCUGAGUGCGACAAUGAUGGGUUUUAUUCGUGCGUGGACCGCAUCGAGACCGCGGUGAGCAGCUGA
Molecule: messenger RNA, 666 nt
Organism: Prorocentrum cordatum
Lineage: Eukaryota; Dinophyceae; Prorocentrales; Prorocentraceae
Source: the annotation of a GenBank genome assembly